AAUUAAUUUCCCGACUGAGCUAUAACAGCCGGCUGAAAUACAAAUAAAUAAAAGCAUCUCUUUCAUAACAAAAAAAUUGUUCUGCUUUUUUGCCUUUUUUUUCCUCUCAACCCUCAUCAAAAGCAUCAUCUCUUUGUUAUUUGUCAACAUGAACGACUUGCUUACGGAUUCAUUUGUGGGCGAUGCCAAAGGCCACCGCGAUAUCGAAAUGGGAAGACAGGUUCCCGGACCUGGAAGCAACUCCGACAUGGGAAUGGAAGCUUUCAAUAAGCAGAUACAAGAGGUUGAGAAACAGGUGGAAAAGCUCUCUGGGUUACUCAGGAAACUCAAGGAUGCUAAUGAGGAGUCAAAGUCGGUAACAAAGGCAUCAGCUAUGAAAGCUAUCAAGAAGCGAAUGGAGAAAGAUAUUGACGAGGUUGGAAAAAUAGCACGUAAUGUGAAAGCAAGAUUACAAGCGAUCAACAAAGAUAACUUGGCCAAUCGGCAGAAACCAGGAUGCGAGAAGGGAACAAGCGUUGACAGAUCCAGGACCAAUGUUACAAAUGCCAUGGCAACAAAUUUCAAGGAUUUGAUGAUAGAGUUCCAGACACUCAGGCAAAAAAUCCAGGACGAGUAUCGAGAGGUUGUGGAAAGAAGGGUCACUACAGUUACCGGAACCAGACCGGACGAGAAGACAAUUGACCGCCUCAUUGAAACCGGAAACAGUGAGCAAAUUUUCCAGAAGGCAAUUCAAGAACAGGGACGAGGACAGAUACUAAAUACGGUGGAGGAAAUCCAAGAACGGCAUGAUGCGGUGACUGAGAUUGAGAAAAAGCUUCUCGAUUUACAGCAGAUUUACCUCGAUAUGGCAGUUGUUGUUGGAGCUCAAGGAGAAAUUUUAGACAACAUUGAAAGUCAGGUUAAUAAUGCAGUAGACCAUUUACAAUCAGGAACAGAAGCUCUUCAAACUGCAAAGCGCUUGCAGAAAAAGUCAAGAAAAUGCAUGAUGAUCUCCAUUAUCUUACUCCUCAUUAUUGCACUCAUCAUUGUGCUUUCUAUUUUGAAGCCAUGGAAGAAAUGAACAGGGGAAACUAGACUCCUAUAACUCCAUCCGUUUCCUUCCUUUUUAUUUAUUUUGGCGCACGUGAUGAAUUUCAAAAACCACUUAGAAAUACUAUAAUGUUAUGAGAAAUGAUUUACCUCCACUUUUGACAUUACUGUUAAAACUACCCGCGUAGCUAUAUUAGUUAAAGCAGAUGUACUAGAGGUCUUUUUUU
Messenger RNA from Gossypium raimondii (Peruvian cotton), 1256 nucleotides. Its product is annotated as syntaxin-132. The record is from RefSeq and is a predicted model, not a curated record. Gene Ontology annotation, cellular component: plasma membrane; SNARE complex; endomembrane system. The coding region runs from base 149 to 1060 and encodes 303 amino acids. Gene Ontology annotation, molecular function: SNARE binding; SNAP receptor activity. The transcript is spliced from 13 exons. Gene Ontology annotation, biological process: intracellular protein transport; exocytosis; vesicle fusion. Lineage: Eukaryota; Viridiplantae; Streptophyta; Magnoliopsida; Malvales; Malvaceae.